Messenger RNA from Verticillium nonalfalfae, 1302 nucleotides. RefSeq lists its product as uncharacterized. Bases 1 to 1302 code for a protein of 433 amino acids. The record is from RefSeq and is a predicted model, not a curated record. The transcript has 3 exons. Lineage: Eukaryota; Fungi; Ascomycota; Sordariomycetes; Glomerellales; Plectosphaerellaceae.
AUGGAGGCCUCUCGGGUUUCCGCCGCUCUCGACAAUGCAACCACAGCAACACUGUCUGAGAAGCGCUCCGAGAAACACGCAGAGGAGGUGACAACGGCUCCGAUCAUCUACGCGGAUUAUCACAGCCGCAAAAACCCCUAUGCCUCGCUACUUUACUUGCCCAUGGAACUACAGUUUCUCAUCGGCUCUCAUCUCGACUAUGGCGACUUGCAGAACCUACGCUGCACCAAUCAGUUUUACCGUCAACUCAUCGACAUCAACUUUGUGCGAACAUGUCUGGGCUCUCUCGCAACCGACAAUUCGCUACGUUUUGUCUGCCGCAGUUGUCUGCGCUACGACGGCACCGGCCGUCGGCUGCUGUGGCCACUCGCGCCGUGUGCUCAGCCUGCGCCGUCCGACGGUGAGGUGUCAGAUGACGGCGCGUCUAUCGAGGCCCCGCCGGCGACUAGCAUGACCUACUGCCCCGAUCCCAGCGUCCCACUUGCCGCGAACUGCGCCGACUGCGCCGUCCGCCAGGGCCAGCUUUGCCCCGGCGAGUAUGUCCUGACCGAGGGUGGCGAGCGUAAGGUUCGCGUGUGCCGCUGGUGCGGCUGGCCUUGCACCAAUGACCCCGCGAAGGAAGAGUACUGGCCACGGUCUGCCCGUGAACUGCAUCCGCGCUGCGCCCAGAUUUACCAGAUGGUCAUGGUAGGCUACUACAUUCUGGUGUGUAUCCGGUCCGGCAUUGCUUUCGUCACCUAUAUCCUUCUGUGGAGGUUAUUUGCGGACAACCAAGUUGUUGUCGUGCCGAGUGUGAUGGCGUUCCUUCUCAUGGGUGUCAUCCUCUUUAUUCUCUGGCUGCGUGGCCGUGAGGUUAGAACAUAUCAUAUCGUUGGCAGUCUUGAGUUCACCAUCCUGGGUCUCGGCAUCCCGCCCCUCUAUGUCAUGAUUAGAGAGAUGCAGGCCGAGUAUGAUGCCGGCAAGGUUGCUGCUGAAGUGUUGCUUAUCAUGCAUCUCAUCAUCCGCUUGAUCAAUGUGCUGGGCAACAUUGUUCUCUUCUUCGAGUAUGAUGUGACGAAACAUCACGCGCCGGGCCUUUCACCCUUGCGACGCCAUCUUAUCAACCCCCUCGUCGCUGGGCUUGUAUUCUGGACGUCGCCUCGCGCGUUGGAGAACUUGUGGAUCGGUCGCGGGAAGCAUUCUCGCCACAAGUCAUUGCGCCGGGGGCUAGGCAAGUUCCUCAAGAACGCGCAGAGCGGUCUGGGCGAGUUUUGGUUGUUCCAGGGCAGAGAGCCGUCCGCUCAUCCGGCGACACAGCACUGA